This is a messenger RNA of Auanema sp. JU1783, 960 nucleotides long. NCBI's taxonomy places the organism in Eukaryota, Metazoa, Nematoda, Chromadorea, Rhabditida, Rhabditidae. The record is from the annotation of a GenBank genome assembly.
AUGAAGGUGGAACACUUCGACGUCACAUUGGAUAGAACUAUAGAUGAGCCAUACACUGGAGGAGAGAAAAUUCAAGGUGUCAUAGAUAUGUGCUUACAAAAACCAAUUCACAUUGGUGGUCUAGCUGUUCGCUUAACAGGUGUAGCUGAGACGGGCUGGAGAAAUAAAACAACUGACCUUGUCUUCGAGAGUCGACAUACUUUUAUGGAUGAGUUCAUCGACUUAACACCAAUUAUUGCUGAUCAUUGUUCGGAGAACUUUGACUUGAACCCUGGGAAUCAUAGUAUUCCCUUUGAAGCUCAUUUACCACUAGAUGUGCUGUCAACAGUCGAUAGAGAUAAUUAUGGUUCAGUUCGUUAUACUUGCACAGCCCUUCUAGCAAUCCCAGAAGAUGGGGACACAGAAAUCAUUGCAGAGAAAGCUUUCAAAGUGUUUUCCUAUCUCAAUCUUGACGCGCCAUACAUGCGUCAACCAACUACUGCAGCGGAGGAGGAGACGAUCACCGGUUGUUGUGGGAGGAAUAAAGGCUCUAUAUCAGCAACAAUGAUCGUUAAUGAAGUCGGUCUCUUACCUGGUGAAACUACUAAAAUCACAUUGACCGUCGAAAACAGAACAAAACGAAAGAGAUGGCAGAGAAAACAGGAGAAGCACGAAUGUGUUCUCAUAUCAUUAUGUCAGCAGCUUGACUUUGUUGCUGCCAAUCGGUAUGAGCCAGAUUUGGUCGACAAGAAGAGUGUCACAAUGGCUGUUGAGACUCAUGGUACAUGUAAAGCUCGUCCAGGUUUGGGUCCUGAAACAAAAGAAAUAGAAUUUUCAAUACCAGCCGAUCUGCCACCAACUUCAAUUCAUUCAAAUCGUCUUGUCACUUGUAGUUACUUCUUCAAACUUGAUCUUGAUCAUUUUGAUAUAAUAGUUCCAGUGAUAAUUGGAACAUCAAAAACAUUGGGUUCUUGUGAAUAA